UUCCUUCCUGGAACCUAAACUAGAAAAGUUAACAGAAACUGAUGAUAUUGAACAUUUUUUAAUGACUUUUGAGAGGAUUGCAAUUUCAUGUAACUGGCCAGAGAAUGACUGGGUCUUUCGUCUUGUUCCAUUGCUCACUGGAAAAGCUAGAAGUGCUUAUGUGCAUAUGGACAUUGAUGAAGUGAAUGAUUAUAUAUCUGUCAAAGAUGCAAUUCUUAAGAAAUAUGACAUUAACCCAGAAACCUAUCGCCAGAGAUUUCGUUCUACAGAAGUGGAGCCUGGCGAAACUCCUAAGGAGCUGUAUGUAAGGUUAAAAGAGUUGUAUGAAAAGUGGAUCCAACCUAAAGGUAAAACAGUGAAGGCUAUUGGUGAAAUUAUUGUCUUGGAGCAAUAUCUCCGUAUGCUGUCUCCUGAGCUUCAGGUUUGGGUCCGGGAACAUGAUCCUCCAACAGCUUCCAAAGCUGCUUCUCUGGCUGAGGUGUUUGUGGCUGCAAGACGGAAAGGACAACCAUGGAGUUACUCUUCUUGGAAGACAUCUAAAGAUGCACGCAGGGCUGCACCUGUACAACAUCAUCAAAGGGGUGUAUCUGCUGUGGGUAAGGCCUCCCUAAGGGAAAUCCAGGCAGUAAGCACAACACCCAAGCAAUACAAUAAAGUGCCUAUUUGUUAUUUGUGUGGGCAAGAAGGCCAUACAAAACCCAUGUGCCCAAAGAACCCUCCUAAACUCACUCAACUGUGUGUUAUUCCAUUCAAAAGUGAGAAUUGCAUCAGUGUUGGACAGACUGUGAAAAUGAGUGAAGUUAAAGUCAAUGGGAAAAGUGUAAAGGCCUUAAUUGACACUGGUAGUGUACAGACACUUGUUGAUAGAGAGCUGGUUCCAUCCAAUAUAAUCUGCACAUCAGACACCAUCCUCAUCCGCUGUGUGCAUGGUGAUGAAAGGCAAUACCCCACAGCAGACAUGUAUAUUGAAGUGCAAGGACAAUUAUACCUGUUGAAUGUUGGUGUUGCAGAAAAUCUCCCUCUUCCAGUAGUGUUGGGUAGUGACUUACCCGUUUUGUUUGACUUGCUGCACAAACCACAGAACUGUAAUGUAGUAACUCGUUCUCAAGCAAAAAAGCCAGUAGAGUCUCCUCCAAUACUGAGUGUGCUGCCUUUUUAUGAUGCAGACUUAGAUGUGCAGCCUGGAAAAUCUAGAAAAUCACGUCGACAAAAGCGACGGGAGAAGUUUCUGCAUACACCUGUUGCAUCUACAGAAGGGGUUCAGGAUCUGCCCCAAGAUUUUAAGAUGCCUUUAAACAUAGCUCAAAUCCAGCGUGAUGACUCCAGUCUGGCUGCUCUUUUUCUGAAAGCCAAGGAACCCCAGAAAGGUAACCACAGGGGUAGUGCUGACGAGUUUGUUCUACAGAAAAAUAUCCUUUAUCGCCAACAGGGGGCAUUUAGGCAGCUUGUGGUCCCAAGGGAUGCAAGAGGGAUGGUGCUUACUUUGGGCCACUCAAUUCCCUGGGCUGGCCACCUAGGGACACAUAAGACUCUGGCUCGCAUCAAGCGCCAUUUCUACUGGCCUGGAUUACGGACUGAUGUUGCCCAGUUUUGUAGAACCUGCUCUCAGUGCCAAUUAACCUCCAAUAAGUUCCCUUCAAGAGCACCACUGCAGCCUCUUCCCUUAAUUGACACGCCUUUUGAGCGCUUGGGUAUGGACAUUGUGGGUCCACUUGAAAGAAGCAAAUCUGGACAUCGAUAUAUGUUGGUGAUAACAGAUUAUGCAACCAAGUACCCAGAAGUGUUCCCUUUAAAGACAAUUAAAGCAAGAGCCGUGGCUGUCUCCUUGGUGCAACAUUUUUCAAGGGUUGGAUUUCCCUGUGAAAUUGUGACAGAUCAAGGCACUAACUUCAUGUCUGCUCUCCUAAAGCAGGUAUAUCAGCUACUGGGGAUUAAGGGUGUUCGAACUACCCCUUAUCAUCCACAGACGGAUGGGCUCACGGAGAGAUUCAACCAAACACUGAAGCAAAUGCUACAGAAGUACCACAGGCCUCCACCGGGUUCUCUCCCUUUGAACUUUUAUACGGUCAUGAGAUGAGAGAGAGACUACAAAAGAUGACGGCUCUAGCCCAGCAGCACAUGGCAGAAGCACAAAAGUACCAGAAGGCUUGGUACGACAAGUCAGCCCGGCAGAGGACCUUUGUCCCAGGCCAGAAGGUUCUGGUUAUGCUACCAUCUAGUGAGAGCAAGCUUCUGGCCAAGUGGCAGGGGCCAUUUGAGGUAACAAAACAGCUUGGACCUACCACUUACCGUGUUGUUAAAUUGGGACAUCCACAUUCCACCAAAGUGCUGCAUGUAAACCUCCUUAAGGAGUGGACAGAGCAGCCUAAAAUGGGGGCAGAAGUCAUGCUGAUUAGAGCUGUGGAAGAGGAGGAAGCUGUUGAUGAUCAGUUCCUGCCCUCAUCAACACCGAUGGAGCUUGACUUGAAACAUCUGUCAAGUGAACAACAACUUCAGGUCAGAGCAUUAUGUAAUCCUCAGAUAUUUAAAGAAUAUCCAGGUCGUACAGACAUUCUUGAACAUGAGAUUGUGUUGAAAAGUGAUGCUAAAGUUAAACGUCUGAGCUACAGGAUUCCAGAACGCCUUCUCAGCUCCCUGAAGAGAGAGAUGGAAUUG
Molecule: messenger RNA, 2655 nt
Organism: Xiphophorus hellerii (green swordtail)
Lineage: Eukaryota; Metazoa; Chordata; Actinopteri; Cyprinodontiformes; Poeciliidae
Product: protein NYNRIN-like
Exons: 3
Coding region: 62-2077 (671 amino acids)
Biological process (GO): DNA integration
Molecular function (GO): nucleic acid binding; zinc ion binding
Source: RefSeq, a predicted model, not a curated record